Anastrepha obliqua is the source of this 1198-nucleotide messenger RNA. RefSeq lists its product as uncharacterized. The transcript is spliced from 2 exons. The coding region runs from base 11 to 373 and encodes 120 amino acids. The record is from RefSeq and is a predicted model, not a curated record. NCBI's taxonomy places the organism in Eukaryota, Metazoa, Arthropoda, Insecta, Diptera, Tephritidae.
AUUUGCAGUAAUGCAGCACGUCCGGAACUGCGGACCCCAAUUGUUCAUUAUCAGUCGUAAGGGUGGUACCCUGUUGGCGAUAAAUGAUUUUAUAUAUCGCUCCAAUUUAAAGCGCUUCGGAAGGAAUAGCGACAAAGUAUAUUGGGAAUGUAUUCACAACCGUUCUAAAAAGUGCCGAAGUCGUUUAAAGACUAUUGGUGAUGAUCUUUAUGUAACAAAUGAUGUUCAUAAUCAUAUGGGUGAUGGUCAACGUAUUGCCGUGGCAAGGCGUGCUGGUUUGUUAAUUUAUAAGAAAUUCAGUUCAAUAGGUCAAAAUGUAGGAAAGUUAGAGUGUAUUAAUCAAAGAAUUCCCUUUAAAAGUGAAUUAGUUUAAAUCUACUUAAGGGCAGGAUUUUUUUAUUUCCAGGAAAUAUUUUAUGUACGGAAACAUAAUAAACAUUUGCAUGCUCAUUCCAGCGCCUUCGAUAUAUCAAAACCGCCGAUUUUCACCGUUAACAUGACGCUUUUUAAUAAAUCUUUGACAGAUAUAUGUAUUACUUCUAAAUUUUUAAGAUCUCGCCUUUUUCGGCUACCACUCCAUACAUCGUGAAUUUCGGUUGGGCGGGAGGAGGACAAACGUUGGAUUUUUUAUCAUGUCGGAAUUCGAACACUACUUCUUCUCUUCUUAAUUGGCGCGAUAACCGCUUACGCGAUUUGAUUUGUUGCUACGGUGUAAAUCGUUCACCAUACACAUGCAUAUUGUUGUCGCCGUCAUUGACCUUGGGGUCCCGACUACCAUGGAAACAUUGUAAAAGACCUUACAUUUACGAACAUGGUACAAUUCUAUAAUUACACCUCAGUUUAUAGGCAAAGUUUAGAUUAUUUCGGACAUAUUACAAAAUGCUAAAAAUACCAUGUCCUAACAAAUGUAUGGCUAAGAUCAAAAUAACGGUUGUAUAUAAUCGCGAACAUCCACCAUGGCUACGCCGUCCAAGAAUAAGUAGUUUAGUAUACAAAAUGAUGGCUAAUUUGUCAUGUUGAUGUAAUUGCGUAUGUUGAAUAACUCCUUCCAGCGAAGCGAAAUCGUAAUGCAUUGCGAAAAUAAGACAAUUUUCCGUUUAUUAUACCAUUAAUAUUAUAUAUGUACAUAUGCAUAUACUUAAAUGUGUAUAUUAAGAGCCAAAAUAUGAUAAUAAAUUAGUGCAUUGGAUAUCCUAAA